CAGUUCUCCUCCUCCUCCUCACUUCUUGUUACAUGUGAGCAAUAAAUACAGCAGCUGGGUUCUUCAGCGUUCUGGUCCUGUCAGGGUGGAGCUACAGGCUCUCCUCUUGAAACGUCUCCCUCCUGCAGCCCGAGCUCAGUUGUUUUGAAGGCAUGGACGAAGAAAACAAAAUGCUGUCUCGUCCCAUCUUCCGUCGAGACGUGAGCUGGGACCCCUUCCCCAACUGGACUCAGCCGAGCCGCAUCUUUGCACAGGAUUUUGGGCUCCCUCCUUUCCUGGAACCAAGUGAUCUGGACUGGCUGGACUGGGCGAAGAAGAGGCUGGCAUCUUUCUCCUGGCCUGGGUUCACUCAGUUGCCCCUUCUGCCUCCGUUCAUCGGGGACCCGAAAGAUUUGAGACAGCUGAUGAGGGGGGUGUCAGAGGUGCAAGCAGGGCAGAACAGCUGGAGGGUCAACCUGGACGUUAAUCACUUUUCACCAGAGGAAAUCACAAUUACAACUAAGGAGGGUUAUCUGCAGAUCUCAGGAAAACAUGAAGAGAAGCAGGACGUGCAUGGAUCUGUUUCAAGAUGCUUCACUCGUAAAUACAAGCUGCCACAGGGGGUGGAUCCGGAGCAGAUCAGCUCCUCCCUGUCAGGAGGAGUCCUGUCAGUCAAGGCCCCGGUUCCUGCGACGUCCAUCAGCAACCCGAGUGACGAGAUCGUCGUACCGGUUCAGAUCAAACAGACACAAGAUGGCGAGAAGUGAGCAAAGAGGGCAGAAAACAACAGCCCAAGCUGAGGACUGACAUAGAAAAGAAACAUUAAUCGGAGCUCCAAGUGUAAAAUAAAAAUGUUUAAAAAAUAUCACUAACACCUUUUUUUAUAUUUGGUUCUCAUUUUGAGUGUCAAAUCCUAAUCCCACUAACAUUUUACUGUUUUAUAGCUCACCGUUGCUAAUUUUUACUAAAUGUAAAAUUUAAAUGUUAUAUGAAUGUUAUAAUUGUUAAAUUCUAAAUCAAAAUAUAUAAAUCUUAAAGUUAAAUCUUAAUUGUUGUGGUUAAAUGUUGAAGUUUACAUUAAAGUAUUUCAGAAUGCAACACAGCUUUUUCCGUUGGUACUCGACUCUUGUAGACAUCAUCAUCCUGAGACAAAAGCAAAUGCUAACGCCGCUAACAUGCUAAAUGCUGCUGAAGAUGCCACUUAAAGAUUUAAUUUAUGCAAGAAAACAAAUAAUUGUAUAGUUUUCAUCAAAACAGUGCACUCUGUAAUGAUCAAGAAUCAUCUUCUAUACUAAUCUCAUAUAACCAAAUGUAUUUAAAGGAUUCUGAGAUGUAUAUUUAAAAAUAAAACAAUAUUUUAAUGAAC
This is a messenger RNA of Austrofundulus limnaeus, 1345 nucleotides long. RefSeq names its product heat shock protein beta-1. The coding region runs from base 153 to 746 and encodes 197 amino acids. Gene Ontology annotation, cellular component: cytoplasm; nucleus. The transcript has 3 exons. The record is from RefSeq and is a predicted model, not a curated record. Gene Ontology annotation, biological process: negative regulation of apoptotic process; protein refolding; response to heat. NCBI's taxonomy places the organism in Eukaryota, Metazoa, Chordata, Actinopteri, Cyprinodontiformes, Rivulidae.